AUGAGUUUAAAACGUAAACGGGUAGUGGUUAGUUUAGAAACAAAGUUAAGUGCAAUAAAACGUUUAGAUAAGGGUGAGUCGUUAAAGAAGGUUGCCGCUGACCUAGGUGUUGCAGAAGUGACUGUUGGAGAUUGGAGACGUAAGCGGAAAGAUAUUGAACAGUGGGUUAAUAAAAGUGUAAGUGAUGGAAGCGAUUUGUUGCGGAAAACUAUGAAGAAAUGGGAGUACGAACAGACUUCUGAAGAGUUGUUUUUGUGGUUUUCUAAUCUUCGAGGGUUGGGAAGUCCAAUAAGUGGUCCCAUGCUUCAAGCUAAAGCUGUUGAGUUUAACAAACGGUUUAAGGACGGUGAGGCUAAUUUUAGUGCAUGUGAUGGUUGGCUUGACAGGUGGAAGAAGAGCAACUCUUCUGGAUCCUUAAAAUUGAGACCUCUCCUUAUUGGAAAAUCAAAGAACCCAAGGGCUUUUAAAAAUAUCCAAGUUAACUGCCUACCCACCAUGUACAGCCAUCAACGAAGUGCAUGGAUGGAUGGCCAAACUUUUAAAGAGUGGUUUUUUCACGAGUUCGUUCGUGUUGUUGAGGCCUACUUGAAAAAGAAGAACCUACUAAGAAAAGCUAUUCUUCUUAUGGACAACGCGCCAUCUCAUCCAGAUGCAAGUGAAUUGGUUAGUGGUGACAUAAAAGCUGCUUUCUUGCCACCAAAUGUCACAUCUCUUAUUCAACCUCUGGACCAAGGCGUUUUAGAGGCUAUGAAACGGCACUAUCGACGAAGGCUUCUCCAAGUGUUAUUGACAUGGUUGGACGAGAGAAUUACGGUAACUGCAGCACUUAAAAAGAUCACCGUUAAGGACGUCUCAUACUGGAUAGCUUCAGCGUGGGAUGAUUUACCAACGGAACUGCUGAUAAAUGAUGAAGACGUCAACGAGUGGUUCAUGCAAGACCAGCAAAUGGAACUUACUGAUGAUGCGAUUGCCGAUAUGGUCACCAACCCUCACAACGUCGCAGAUUAUGACACCGACGAGAUAGUGGAAAAAAUAUCUCAUUCCGAUGGAUUGAAGGCGCUCGAAGCUGCUCUCGCCUACAUUGAGCAACAGGAGGAGUCAACCCCUGCCGAUGUCCUUCAUCUUCAGCGUUGGUGCAACAGCGCAGCGUCAAAACGACAACAGAAGUUGACGCAGAAAUCAAUAAGAGACUUUUUCAAAAAAUGA
Molecule: messenger RNA, 1206 nt
Organism: Homalodisca vitripennis (glassy-winged sharpshooter)
Lineage: Eukaryota; Metazoa; Arthropoda; Insecta; Hemiptera; Cicadellidae
Product: jerky protein homolog
Exons: 3
Coding region: 1-1206 (401 amino acids)
Cellular component (GO): nucleus
Molecular function (GO): DNA binding
Source: RefSeq, a predicted model, not a curated record